Molecule: messenger RNA, 321 nt
Organism: Penicillium alfredii
Lineage: Eukaryota; Fungi; Ascomycota; Eurotiomycetes; Eurotiales; Aspergillaceae
Product: mitochondrial 54S ribosomal mL53 protein
Exons: 1
Coding region: 1-321 (106 amino acids)
Source: RefSeq, a predicted model, not a curated record
AUGUCUCUCCCGCUCAGCACCAUCACCACCUUCCGCACCACCUUCAACCCAUUCGCGCACUCGGGCCGACCCUGUCGACUUUUCCUGACGCUGCUGCGCACCCCGGACACUACACCGGCCAGCAGCCCCAACCGCAUCGAUAUCAAAGUGAAGCAGUUGCCGCGCCACUCGACGCAGCCGCCGGAGAUGACAAUUGGGUUUAAGGGCGGCAAGGAGAUUACGCUGGAGGUCGGGAAACGCGGGUUGAAGAUUGGGGAUAUUGUCAAUGAAGUGUCACGCGUGGGCCGAGCGCUGGAGCGAGAAGCGAGCUUGAAGGGGUAG